AUGGUGCUGAAGAAAUUGUUGUCACAGUGCUUAACAAAAUACUAUCACUUUGCGGGCAGAUUACCCACGCACACGACACCUUACAUCGAUUGUAACGACGAGGGAGUGGUGUUUUUUGAAGCUCGAAAUAAUAGCAAACUUGAUGAGUUCCAGCUUAGUAGCGUACUAGAUGGAAAUCUCGACAAUCUAUUUCCGGGUGAUAUGGUGUGCUACAACUCCCCUCGUAAUACGAAUCUUGUUGGGGUUCAACUCAAUCACUUCGCAUGUGGUGGAAGCGGGCUUGCAAUAUCUAUGUCUCACCUCGUUGGUGACGGUUGCACUCUCACGUCAUUUAUGAAUUAUUGGGCUUCCGUAGCACGCUACGGAUCACCCGACCACGAAGAAGUACUGCCACUGAACCCACAUUUCAUUCAUUUCCCAAGGACCAGCUCUCCUCUUGCGGAAGCUCCGGAUAUGAGCCAACAGCAUGCGGUACUCAGUACUCAUGUAAUGAGAAAAUUCGUGUUUCCCAACUCAAAGUUAAGUUAUCUUAAGAAGGCUGUCGUGUCCAUUACAAACGAUAUCCCUACUCGGGUUGAAGUAUUAACCUCUCUACUUUACAAAGCCGCGGUGGCAGUUGCUACCACAAAUGCUGGUUGCUUUAAGCCAUCGUAUUUGUUUAUUAUGGCUGAUACACGUACGUAA
Helianthus annuus (common sunflower) is the source of this 684-nucleotide messenger RNA. RefSeq names its product deacetylvindoline O-acetyltransferase. Lineage: Eukaryota; Viridiplantae; Streptophyta; Magnoliopsida; Asterales; Asteraceae. Bases 1 to 684 code for a protein of 227 amino acids. The record is from RefSeq and is a predicted model, not a curated record. The transcript has a single exon.